CAUCCAUGCAUCGAUCAAAGUCUAUCUCUUACCUCGUGCCCCUCAUGCAUGCAUUGAUCAAGUGUUGACAUCGUGCCCGCGUGCCCCCUUGCCCAGGAUGAUUAGUAGCUGGUUUACCCGUGCUUUGUCACGUGCUCCGUUGUGGAAGGUUGAUCCGAGCUCGCGGUCACCAAGAGAUGCUGCACAUCCAUCGACUCUCGGCCGUGCUUCGUACACUCACCUUAUUUCAACAGUGACCAUAAGGCAACCUCGACGACUGCCGGGCAACCAGGUGGUCAUCCUCUGGCCACUGAUCCCUUGCGUUCAACUCGCUUGUCGCCUGGCGCUUCCCUGUCCGACAAGUGCUCAACGACCGCCGCUGGCGCUCGGCAGAAGCAACAAUCCACGGGACCCCGCGUCAUAUCGGCCGCCAGGGAUAGUGAUCAAGAAUGCCGUGGGACAUCAACACGACAGGAGACAGCGGGCCGAUAGCCUCUAGCUCGAAUGCGAACCCCAGUCAUGCUCGGUCGUGGGGGCAAGAAGCGGCAGGUCAAAGAAGCGUCGGCAAUGACUAUCAAGGCCUCGGACGGUCCAACUCUCGGUCGGCGUCAGACGUCGACGUUGACAUGGCGAUGGGCUUUGAAGGAGAAGAAGAAGGAGAGUACGAGGAGAACGACUCACCUUUCCGUGGAGCACUAUCAGCAACCGGUAACGACUUGUCACCAGCAUCGCUACUCGCAAACGCUGGCGAACCAGCACGCCGCAUUCGACCUGCCUCGAGACGCAACGUUGCGAGGGCGUGCGAACAGUGCCGAACACGGAAGACAAGGUGUUCGGGUGACCAACCUACAUGCGCCCUUUGCCGAAGGCUUGGGAAGGACUGCGUGUACUCGACUGUGGUGGAUGGUCGCCUGACGGACAAAUCCGCGAAGCGGAGGCUGGAAUACUUGCAGAACCGUGUCCGAACUUUGGAGUCAGCACUGGCAGAUGCUUUGAACAACCAGACCCCCCCUGCGCCUGGUGUUCAGGAUCAGCCCCUCGGCACGAACCAACAGCUGCCUCAAUACCAAGGCCAUACAUUCCUCAUCAACCCAGGAGAAGGGUUAACGACGACUGAGCUCAUUCGGCGAGCGCGGCCCGUAUCGACGUUUGACGAGAACUCGCCUGACUGGGAUCCCUUCGGCGUCGGUCGACUUGCCUUGUCCCAGAAUGGUGCGCUGCACCUGUAUCCAGCUGCAACGUUCUACUCCCCAGCCCACAUGGCGCCAGACUGGGAGAAGGCGCUCGAGGCCCUCAUCGCUGGCCCAGUCAAUCGGCCAGGCUACCUUGCGCCAUACCUGCCAUUCCCCCUCGCCCCUGAGCACCACACAGCCCUUAUCGACCUCUGCUUCUCCCACAUGCUCAGCUUUGGGAUGAACAGCUUCAAGGACAAGUUCAUUACUGAGAUGCGCCAGGACCCCAUGGGUAAAACGGCCUACUUCUCGCCUAUGCUUCACUUGGCGGUCCUCGGUGUCGGCUUCAGGUACUUCCGCGACCCGGAAGGCGUGGGCAUGUACUACUCUGGAGAGGGCGCCAGCAACCGUGGUGAGGUGUUUAUCGAGAAGGCCAUGACCAUGGUCAUGGACGAGGUGAGGGAUCCGCGGUUGAGCGUGAUUCUUGGGCUCCUGUUACUGUGCGGCUAUAACGUUGGCGUCAUGAAGGAUCCAGUUGCCUCAAGCUUGUAUGCCAUGGCCGUUCAUGUCGCCCUAGAAAUGCGCCUACACCGCCGAUGCGACACACAACUCCACGAACUGGGUCUCGACGUUGACUGCGAACUGGACAUUGCCCGACGGGAUGUGUUCGGAUACUCGUUGAAUCUGAUGGCCUGGUAUACAACCUACAUGGGCCAGCCCCCACUCCCACUCUGCGACGGUGCCGACCAACGGUCGCCUUACAUUCGAUCCGACUUGAGUGACCCUGCCGAGGUGGAGAUCUCCGAAGUCUUCCACCACCUCGUCCAGCUGAGCGACUUUGGCCUCCAGGCGCUCCAGACGAACCACUGGAUGCGGGCGCCGAUGCAGGAGCGGGCGUCGCGGGUUCGCGCAAUCACGUCCAGGCUUGAGGCGUGGCACGCCUCCCUUCCCGAACACCUACAAUGGCCGCCAAAGGAGGGCACCACCAUGAACCCUUGUGUGAUAACAACACACGGCAUGUACGCAGCAUACAUGAUCAUUCUCUACCGGCCCUACAUCCUCGAUGCAGACAACAGCCCGCCCGAAAUGGUGGCCGAAGCCAUAUCUCGAUGCCUCUCCUGCGCCAGUGACAUUGUGGUGCAGUCGCAGUACUUGGACAAGACACACGGUGUUCACACGACGGCCUUGACAUGGAAGCACAUUCUGUUUGUCUGCGGCACCAUGCUCGUUUUGCAAGCAUCCGGCCUUCCAUCUGUGACGAUGGCUGAACGUGAGCGUGCUCUCGUGGAUCUUCAGUCCAUUCAGGCAAGCUUGGAGGAGCUAUCGUCCGUCUGGCCCGUAGCUGGAACGUGUUCCACUGCGCUUCAGCAACUGUUGGACCAGGGGGUCCCGCUUGAAGCAUGGAAGAACGACGGGACGAGUAGGGCAAGGCAGUAGAGAUGGGAUCUGCUCGCUUCCACAGAGUUAGGUUGGUAAGGCAAGACACCGUUGGAC
Messenger RNA from Vanrija pseudolonga, 2645 nucleotides. RefSeq names its product putative transcriptional regulatory protein. Gene Ontology annotation, molecular function: DNA binding; zinc ion binding; DNA-binding transcription factor activity, RNA polymerase II-specific. The transcript has 8 exons. The coding region runs from base 429 to 2588 and encodes 719 amino acids. Gene Ontology annotation, biological process: regulation of DNA-templated transcription; DNA-templated transcription. The record is from RefSeq and is a predicted model, not a curated record. Lineage: Eukaryota; Fungi; Basidiomycota; Tremellomycetes; Trichosporonales; Trichosporonaceae.